CUUGGCGCAUACCGUACGCUUCCCACGUCUUCUCUUCUCCACAGUGCUAACAAAGUUAGCAUUCUAGCACUCCAGUUAACCAGACUGGUGAAGGUUGGUCUAAACUGUUAACUUCAACUAAGCGUAGGUUGGAAUAAUUGUGUUUGCUUAAACGUCGAUUCAUCUGCACCUGUCAACAUGGUCAACGUACACAAAGGGGUUCUAAUUGAAUGUGAUCCUGCCAUGAAACAGUUCCUACUCUACCUGGAUGAAACCAUGGCCCUUGGAAAGAAGUUUAUCCUAAAGGACCUCGAUGAUACACACCUCUUCAUCCUGGCAGAAGUGGUUCAAACCCUCCAGGAUCGAGUUGGAGAGUUAAUGGACCAGAAUUCAUUUCCCAUCACGCAGAAAUAAUGCUGAACUUUUUCCUAAAACUAUUCCCUCUGAGACUAUAUUGUGAUGGUCUUUAUAUGAAUAUGGUUAAAACAGUGUUUUAACUACAGACUGUACUGAGGAAAUUUCUACAUUUUGUUGGACUGAUUUUAAUUUUAUGUUUUCAGAUAUUUUAUGAAAUGUUGAUAUAUGAAAGUACCUAUGUUGCUGAAUGUUGUUCCAUUUCACAUUCGCUUCCUUAAGAGCAAUUUUUUCCUAUAUCUAACAUGUACAACAUGGAUAUAGAUAGGUGGACAGUAGUAAUAAUUUCAUUUGGGAUUUUGAAAUCUACGCACAGCACUAAACAGGGCUUGUAACUUCACUUAGACUUGAGUCGUUCUUUGAAUAAAAAAUGAAAGGGUACUA
Molecule: messenger RNA, 777 nt
Organism: Cheilinus undulatus (humphead wrasse)
Lineage: Eukaryota; Metazoa; Chordata; Actinopteri; Labriformes; Labridae
Gene: gtf2h5
Product: general transcription factor IIH, polypeptide 5
Exons: 3
Coding region: 178-393 (71 amino acids)
Biological process (GO): transcription by RNA polymerase II; nucleotide-excision repair, preincision complex assembly; transcription initiation at RNA polymerase II promoter
Cellular component (GO): transcription factor TFIIH holo complex; transcription factor TFIIH core complex
Source: RefSeq, a predicted model, not a curated record